AUGGGCAUCGUCGGGCUCCUCCCGCUACUCAAGUCAAUUCAGAGACCCACCGAGCUCAAGAAAUUUGCCGGCGAAACGCUUGCCGUUGAUGCCUACGGAUGGCUUCAUCGUGGUGCCGUGUCGUGCGCCCUAGAGCUGGCACAGGGGAAGCCUACACGCAAAUAUGUUGACUUUGCCAUGCAUCGAGUCAAGAUGGUCAAGUACUUUGGUGCAACUCCAUACAUAGUCUUUGAUGGAGAUUUUCUACCAAGCAAAGCUCUUACGGAAGCGUCCCGAGCCAAGCGCCGUGAGGAGAGCAAAAAGGCUGGCAUGGAGCUGCUCAAGGCUGGCAAGCCUGCGCAAGCCUAUCAGGAGUUCCAGAAGGCGAUUGACGUCACGCCCGAAAUGGCACGUCAACUGAUCGAAGAGCUAAAGAAAAUCGACGUUCCUUACGUCGUGGCUCCCUAUGAGGCCGACGCCCAGAUGGUCUAUCUGGAACGCAACGGCUAUGUCAGCGGCAUCAUAUCGGAGGAUUCAGAUCUUCUCGUCUUCGGAGCCAAGCGCCUCUUGACUAAACUUGAUCAGCACGGACAAUGUAUCGAGGUCAACAGGCGGGAAUUCUGCGCCGUUCGGGAGAUCUCACUGACAGGAUGGACUGAUGCCGAAUUCCGACAGAUGGCUAUAUUUAGCGGAUGUGAUUAUCUGGACGGUAUCAGCAAGAUGGGUUUGAAGACAGCAUACCGCAUGAUCAGGAAGCACAAGACACCAGAGAAGGUCAUCCGUCAACUGCAGUUCGAGGGCAAACACAAAAUCUCGGAGAACUACAUGGCAGCGUUCAAGCAGGCAGAGCUUACCUUCAUGCACCAACGUGUCUUUUGCCCAGAGAAGCAGGAGCUCGUUCUAUUGACCGAGCCAACAUCGGGUCUGGAUGUGGAGGAGAUGCCAUUCAUCGGUGCCAAAGUGGACCCCGAACUCGCCAGGGCUAUAGCCUGCGGCGACGUCAAUCCCAUUACAAAGGAGCGCAUUAUACUUCCAACUCCACCAUCCACAAAAGGACGCUCAUUCCCGACGAAGAACACUGCGCCGGCACCGAGCAAACCGCUGGGCAAACCGAUAGAGGAGUUUUUCAAGGGCCACCGUCGUAUACCAAUGGGAGAAAUGGAUGCCAAUUGUUUUUCGGUCGACCCUCAGCAGGUUGGAGUACUUACAGCCAACGGACUGGCACCUCGUGUGUUCCCACUUCCUCGACCAUACCUGGAGGAAACAGUUAGCCCGGUCUCCCGUCCAUACACAUCCUCGACUGCUCCUCGGAUCAACCGUCGGCGUACAGAACCGAUCGGGAACUUGCUCGCCAUGAGUUCUUCAGACCAAACCAACCGCCGGAGGACAUCGGGUCCGAUUAACUCGUCGAAGGAUGAGAGCCGAACAGCCGGAUUUUCUACAUCUCCAAGGCCGCAGAAGAGGGCCAGGCUCUGUUCUGAGCAACACCAUUCAAGAAAGCAGGAUAAUGAGCUAUUCGUCGAAAGGAGCAGAUUCUUUUCUCAAACGAUCACCAAAACGCCAAAGUCAAAGCGAAGAAGCGAGGGACACAUAAUGUCGGAUGACUCCAUUGACGAUGCACUGCUCAGUCUCCCCGACUACGGUUCACUAAGCUCGGCACAUUCCAGCCAACCAAGGAAAUCAAUGGACGUUUAUACGGACGCGCGAAGCGACGAUGUGACGCAAGAAACUCCUGAUGUUAUUCUGGCUACACCGAUUAAGGAGGGCGACCAAAACAAGGACUUGACCGAGAUCGAAGUUCCAGCCAGCUCUCCGAUUAGGCAGUCUGUUUCAAUCAUAGCAGACUCAGAGCUCGACCUCGCACAUGAAGCUCGACAAUCUAGUGCUAAGCUAGGUGCCGCGCUAGGUCGGUUUGCCUACACACCUGGGGCGACCAACUCCGGGAACGGCACGAAGAUGGCAUAUGGGCUACCCACCCCCGACUCUAGCGGAGUGCCUGCCGGAGUUGCCCCCCGCUCGACGGCCGAGAAGAAGCGCGCCCUAUCUGGCUCUAUGGAAACCCCACAACUGACGCCUCUGCAGCGCAUUCAUGCAAGCGCAAUGCAGAGACAAAGCCCCUCGGCUAGCCAGGGGAGCACUGGAAUACAGACGAAGAAAAGACGAGGCCCGAGACGUAGCCUUCCGCCAACCGCACCGGUCAACCCAUCCUUUGUCCCUCUGCCCAAGGUGGACCUUGCAGAAGUGGCAGCGUUGAGCCGAGGCGGCGGGGGGAGUGAAGACCUCCUUGUCCCCAAUAGCGAUGAGGAGAAUGAGCCUGAAUCUCCAAAGGUGGCCACAAGCCGGACUAUGGACCUGGCCAGGUUUUUGUGCCGAUAA
Molecule: messenger RNA, 2355 nt
Organism: Pyricularia grisea
Lineage: Eukaryota; Fungi; Ascomycota; Sordariomycetes; Magnaporthales; Pyriculariaceae
Exons: 2
Coding region: 1-2355 (784 amino acids)
Biological process (GO): mismatch repair; DNA double-strand break processing; DNA recombination
Cellular component (GO): nucleus
Molecular function (GO): DNA binding; metal ion binding; 5'-3' DNA exonuclease activity
Source: RefSeq, a predicted model, not a curated record